AACAUUGACCUUCACAUGUGAUCAUGUAGAGGCAGAUCUGCAACAACAUGUCGUACAAUCCCAGCAACGCCUACUCGUCGGCGAGUCCAGCACCUCCACUUCCCAGCUAUCACUCCACGCCGCCUCCACCCCCACCGAAGACCUCGACGCCCUCGUCCCGUGGACCACCACUCCCACCAACCCCAGGACAACAGCAUCAAUCCUCCGAACUAGACGGCGGACAGAAUUACCAUACUCAGCAACCUCGGAUCUCACCAAUUGAACCAGGAUGGCUGCCAGAAACACUCAGAGAUAAAUCCACGUCCGACCUCCAUCGCAUUCUCUCUACACCCUCCUUGCAGUCCGCCCUCCUCACGAAUCCCUCAACAGCUCACCCGUCCAUACAACAAUCCGUCGCUCCGCUCCAACCACUCAUAAAUACCAACCUUCACUUGACCUCCACGCUCCUCGACCUUGAACGUCAGCUCUCUCACCUCCGUCAGCAUACUCAAACCCGCCUGCUCUCCCUACGAGCUCUCGAACAGAACCACCGCACAAAGAUUUCAGAAACCGAAACCGCAUUACAAGAGUUCAGUCCAAUGGCAUUGUACCAGAGACUCUCGGCGAGUGGGCAAGAGCAAGAGGCACUCAAUAGAGGGCUGGAGGAGAGUUGGCUGGAAGAAGAGGGUUUGGCGAGCGAACGGGAGGUGGGAGAAUUUGUGAGACGGGUCAAGGAAGGUAGGAAAGUGGCUUUCUUGAGGAGGGAGAGAAAGGGUCGCUGGGACGAGGGCAGGGUUGGCGGAUGGAGAUGAGCAGUGACUGGAGCAGAAUGUGGGAAAUAUUGGAACAUGACAAGGCUUCAGGGCAGUGCUCGUGCUCGUGCUGGAACCUCGUCGCACGCUGAGUCUGACUGGACAUUCUCUACGCCGGCGCUCCAUGAGGUUCAACCUCCCAAGCCCGGGUGUCUUUUCGAGCUCGACUUUUCCGGAUUUGAAGCCUUUCGGGAAGUUGCGCAGCCUUGCUCCCCCAUUCUCUCCGCGGUCGCGGCUUUGCGUCACAAUGACACCAUAGUCAUCCCAAUACUGUCCAAACGACGGUGGGGGCCGCCACGGAAAUCCUCCAGUGUUGAGAUGGGGAGUGUAGGCAAGCGGGCUCCCACUCCAGGCCGCGAGAGGGGGCCCGAGGAUCGGUAGAGCGGCCAAGAAGAGUAUGGGAAGAGCUGCAAACAAGAAAAUGUCCAGCUGCGAAUGACGUUCCCGAUCCUCACAAGUAGGCGCAAGGAAAAGCAUCGAGUCUUGCGUCUUGCACAGCCAGAGUGACCGGCAGGACUGCUCAAUCCGCGGCCCCCGGCUCGCUUUGAAAGUGUGCAGUACCGGAGCUAUACAAGUCUGGUUGUUUUUGACACUAGCAG
Zymoseptoria tritici IPO323 is the source of this 1390-nucleotide messenger RNA. RefSeq lists its product as uncharacterized. Gene Ontology annotation, biological process: protein targeting to membrane; ubiquitin-dependent protein catabolic process via the multivesicular body sorting pathway; protein targeting to vacuole. NCBI's taxonomy places the organism in Eukaryota, Fungi, Ascomycota, Dothideomycetes, Mycosphaerellales, Mycosphaerellaceae. The record is from RefSeq and is a predicted model, not a curated record. Gene Ontology annotation, cellular component: ESCRT I complex. The coding region runs from base 48 to 791 and encodes 247 amino acids. The transcript is spliced from 2 exons.